AAUAAAGGGAGUUCUGGCGGUUCCGAAGAUAUAUCCGACAGUGAAUGGCAAAUCCGGACAGGUCAGUCAGGCAUGCUGCCCUUGGGAGACGCACUGAUGCUACAAUCAGAUCUCCCUAUAAUCAUCGUUCCUUUUUCUUCGUUAUCGUAUAGGCCGCGCUAUCUAUAUCCUACAGCAAACGCUUCCUGACUUCUUCGAUGUCGGCCUUGUCUCAAGCAUAGACCCCACAAAGACACCGACACUCAUUAAUUCCAGAGAAUCAGAUUCGCUGGAAGUGGAAAGCAUUUACAGUCCCAAAGUGAGGUUGACGUACACUCCCCCUGUCGCCCUUCCUUCGCCAUUUCCAAGAACACUUGGCCUGGAAGGUUGGUAAUGUGCCUAUAUUACGUUCCCGUCAUUAAAGAUAACGAUGGCUUUCCUCAGGACUGCCGCUGUACCUGGCUUCAUCUGUCUUUAUCCGGCACACAAUGAGAACAUUGUACUCAGACCUUCGCGUAGAGCUACGCAAGGUGGCGGUGCAAGGAUCGCCGUCCGCGCAUUCAGAAGGCGCUGCAGUCGGAAGCCACUCGAAUCACCAGCGAGACAAGAGUCUCCUUAUUGGCUUGGAUGUGUAUGGUACGACACGCGUCAGCGGUGGCGUUGGGCAAUGGCAGAUAGACUCGACGUACAGCUUUUCGCCUAUUUCUGGGCUGAUACAGACGCAUACCAUCAAUUCCAUACAUCCAGCGCCGCAUCAGGCUGCAUAUGAUGCGCUAAGAGCAUCGCUCAGUAGUAUGUUUGGCUUCGGUGGGCCUGGGCCGGGGGAUAUUCAACCGGGAGAGGUUCGGGCGGUUGAUGGCGAUAAAGAGUGACCUACAUUUGUUUCAUGAAUUUUCCGCGUUCAUGUCUUCGCCAAGUAUUUAUUGCCUCGUUAACCAAGAUGAGCUUUACGAUCCACGUCCUGUCGUCGGCUGGCGUGAGAGUCGGCAGAUGGCGCAUACCCACAUCCAUCACUUGUUUCCAUCAUCAGGCUGACGUCUAGCCAGACUUAUAGAAGACGGAAAAGAGAUCUGAGACAGUCCGUCUGCUUGCACAUAAAAUCUGGA
Suillus subaureus is the source of this 1085-nucleotide messenger RNA. RefSeq lists its product as uncharacterized. The coding region runs from base 468 to 851 and encodes 127 amino acids. The record is from RefSeq and is a predicted model, not a curated record. NCBI's taxonomy places the organism in Eukaryota, Fungi, Basidiomycota, Agaricomycetes, Boletales, Suillaceae. The transcript has 2 exons.